UCUCCCUCCCUCUUGGCAGUGGUUCUUCCCGGCAGCAGUCAGCAUCUCUCCAGCAGCGGACUCAAGGACUUGUGCGUCCACCUCGACGCGCAACAGAAGGCUCUCUCUCACGAAACCGGAGUCGGACCAUACAGCGCACAGGACAACUUUCACUCACAUCAUUACGCAUGGCUCUGGCUUUGAGCAGAAGCGCGACUGUGACAUCGUCUUGGAAGAAACAGAUGGAAUUCUAAGAAAAUAAAACCCAACAACAACAAGCUGAAAAGACGAUUUAAGGAUUUCUUAAAAAGAGAGUAAUCUCCUUCUGCCAAUAAUGAUUUCCGCACGUGCCUUGUAAUCAUACAGCUGUACGUGUAGGUCCGACGCCUUAUCUGAAAUUCUGGUUUCAAAUAGAGAUGGAUCUGUGGGGAGUUUAUCUGUUUCAUCUCAUAACUUUGGCUCUGUUAGAGGUUAUACUGGGCGGCAGAGACUGCUUGGUGGCUGGAGACUCGUGUUCGAGUGAUGAGACUUGUAGUCCACGUCUGCGGACUUUGCGUCAGUGUGUGGCGGGCAACGGCAGUGUGAAGCUGGGCCCCGGUGCCCGGAGCCAGUGUGCCAAUGCAGUGUCUGCCUUGCUGUCCAGCCCCUUACAUGGCUGCCAGUGUAAACGGGGCAUGAAGAAGGAGAAGAACUGCCUCAGUAUCUACUGGAGCCUUCAUCAGUCCAUCAUACAUGGACUCAAUCUGGUAGAGCGAUAUCCCUAUGAGACAGUGCAUAGGGAUUACGACUAUGUCCGCUUGGCAUCUAUUACAGCUGACUCAGAUGUUGGCAUGACAACUGUGAAUCGCUGCCUGGAUGCGGCCAAGGCUUGCAAUGUGGACGACUUGUGCCAGAAGCUCCGCACAGAAUAUGUUUCAGCUUGUAUCAAACCCACUGCCAAGUCGGGCCUGUGCAACCGGCCUAAAUGCAAUAAGGCGCUGCGCAGGUUCUUUGACCGUGUCCCUGCCGAAUACACACAUGAACUGCUCUUCUGCCCCUGUACGGACACAGCAUGCGCAGAGCGUCGAAGGCAGACUAUUGUACCCAGUUGCUCUUAUGAAAGCGGGGAAAAACCAAACUGCAUUACACAGAUGAGGAUCUGCAACGCUGAUUAUGUGUGCAGGUCUCGCUUGGCACAGUUCCAGUACAAUUGUGAACCCUCUGAAACUUCUAAUGGCUGCAAGCAAGGGAACCAUGGAGCCUGCCUCCUCGCCUACACAGGGCUCAUAGGUAGCACAAUAACUCCCAACUAUGUUGACAACUCUACGUCCAGUGUGGCUCCAUGGUGCUCCUGCUCAGCCAGCGGGAGCCGGAGAAAAGACUGUGAUAAUUUCCUGGGCUACUUCACCGACAACAUCUGUCUCCGGAAUGCCCUUAUGACAUUUGGAAGUGAGUCAGACCAGCAGCCAACUGUCAGCCAGUCCAGUACACCCAGUACCGACCAAAGCAGCAGAGAAAACAGGAGCACUUCUUCUCCACCAUCAACCAUGGAAACUAUGAGGAACAUUCUGGAUACAAUAAUACCAACACAGGACCUGGGAAAUGAACUACUAGUGGGCCAGUCCACCCUGCCAUCCAACAGCCUCCCGAUCUCUGCUUCACCUCCUAGCUUAAUGCUUCAAGCUGCCUUUAGCCUUCUGUUGUUGCUCCUUCAUCUGCGCAACAAUGGACACUAAAGACCGCAGGGGAGCGUGCUAGGGACCCUCAUAGUACCAAGCAGAUGGGAGGACCAGUGCAGUUGAGAGGAAAAUGGAUUGUGUGGCGUUACUCCUCCCUCUAAAUAUGUACAGUGAUUUUGUUUUUCUAUUUUUUGUCUAAGUGGUCCAGUUCCACCGCCAGUGUCAGACUGUGGGAGACCUUUGCAGACCAAAGCCAGUCUGUACAUUUGUAUAUUGUCGUUGCAAUCAAAUCAAGCAGAAAUGAAGUACCGCUUUUGUGGAAUAACGCAGCUCUCAGCUAAUCAACUGAAUCCAUUUUCAAGACUCAUUAUGAAAAUAUACUGCAGAUAUGUAUGAUACAAAGACAAAAAGUUUGUCACUACAUGUGAAGAUUUGUUUUAACAGACGCUCUUAUUUCUUAUUGUCAGGGGAAAUUGUUGGAGUAAACCAGUGAACUUUG
Etheostoma spectabile (orangethroat darter) is the source of this 2136-nucleotide messenger RNA. RefSeq names its product GDNF family receptor alpha 4b (gene gfra4b). Gene Ontology annotation, cellular component: signaling receptor complex; external side of plasma membrane. The record is from RefSeq and is a predicted model, not a curated record. The coding region runs from base 396 to 1694 and encodes 432 amino acids. The transcript has 8 exons. Gene Ontology annotation, molecular function: signaling receptor activity. Gene Ontology annotation, biological process: nervous system development. Lineage: Eukaryota; Metazoa; Chordata; Actinopteri; Perciformes; Percidae.